AAGAAAAUAGAUAAGUAUAGUCACAUAGAUAUACCAUUUUGAAGCCUUAUUAAUCAUGAACCUCCUCAUACUCUCAUAAUUCCUCCUAGUUUCCCUCUCUCUUCUAUCCUUUUCUCCUACUCUCAAGCACAAAAAAGAUUACUCACUCAUUUAUUGCAAUCAAUUUCCUUAUCAUUUAUGGCUUCCUUUGAGUCACCACUCCCAAGAAUAACAAUCUUUAUAGCUUUCAUAACUUUUUGCUAUAAUUCUCAUUACAUCAACAUCUCAUUUGCCUUGGCUUCUCAACCAGAAGAUAUUCAUGAUCAUAUUCAUAUCCGAUUCUCUACUAUCUCAGCGGCUCCUGCGGUUUUGCCUGGAUCACCAAUAUCUUCUGACCAUGCCUUGUCUCCAACUCUAUCACCAGACAUUACUCCUCUCUUUCCCACACCAAGGAAAGAGCCACUCUCUCCGUCGGAAUCCUCUCUCCCCACCAUUCCUUCCAGCCCGAGCCCUCCGAAUCCCGACGGCGUCAUCGCCCCCGGUCCCGGUGUGGCGUUUCCGCCAUCAGGCUCUCUGCUUACUUCCACUGCUAAUUCACCUUCAUCAUGUCAUGAGUUUCUCACUACUACUCUUGUUGUUCUGUUCAUGACUUUGGUGGUUUCUUGCGCAAUGUGAGAGAAAGUGAGGGACUUUGUUGGUGGAGCUGGUGAUGAUUCAGAUUCAAAGAAAGAAGAAAAAGAAGAGAUGGGAAGGUUUUUUUUUUUUCCUUCAAUUAUUGUUUCU
Molecule: messenger RNA, 762 nt
Organism: Morus notabilis
Lineage: Eukaryota; Viridiplantae; Streptophyta; Magnoliopsida; Rosales; Moraceae
Product: classical arabinogalactan protein 26
Exons: 1
Coding region: 178-654 (158 amino acids)
Source: RefSeq, a predicted model, not a curated record